This is a messenger RNA of Prunus avium (sweet cherry), 1699 nucleotides long. Its product is annotated as Clathrin light chain protein. Gene Ontology annotation, biological process: intracellular protein transport; clathrin-dependent endocytosis. Gene Ontology annotation, cellular component: plasma membrane; clathrin coat of coated pit; clathrin coat of trans-Golgi network vesicle. NCBI's taxonomy places the organism in Eukaryota, Viridiplantae, Streptophyta, Magnoliopsida, Rosales, Rosaceae. The record is from RefSeq and is a predicted model, not a curated record. Gene Ontology annotation, molecular function: structural molecule activity; clathrin heavy chain binding.
UCAACAAUUAUGGUUUCCCAACACGUAGCAAUUGAAAGAAUCAUCCAACGCCACGCACUCUCUCUGGAUCCGAACACGCCGAUCUCACACUAAUAACAAAACCAAAAAUCACAUCCAUUAAUUAACCCCAUAAUAACCCUGCUUAAUGCUUAAUGCUUAAUGCUUAGCUUAACUCCAUAAUCUUAAUCCUCUACGACAACCCCACUUAUCCUCCGAAACAUGUCGUCCUUCGACUCCUUCCCCAACGACGACGGAACCCACCACGACCCCACCACCCGCCCCUUCGACGACGAUGGCUACAUGGGCUACGACCCCCGCCUCUCCUCCCAGCGCUACGACGCGUCGUUCAACCCUCCCACCCACGACGACGACGACGACUUCUCCUCGUCCGCCGUCGACCCGGCGCCCCCUCCCCUCCACACUGAUUUCCAAGACGACGUCGUUCUCCCCGGCGGCGGAGGCCACAACAGCAGCCAUAGCAUUGACCAGCAGUCGCCCGAAAUCUACGGCUUCGGCAUUUCCACCCCUAACCCCGACUACGUGUCGCCGUUUGAUUCGGCGGUGCCCGAGGACAACGACGUAGGCGGUGUGGGCGGUGGUGGCGGCGGCGGCGACGACGAUGGGGACAUUUUCGCCUCGAGUGAGCCGGUGCUGCCUCCACCAGAGGAGAUGCGAGAGGAAGGCUUUGCUCGGCGCGAGUGGCGUCGUCUAAAUGUCAUCCAUCUGGAAGAAAAGGAACAAAGAGAAAGGGAGAUGCGGAACCAGAUUAUUGAGGAAGCUGAGGAAUUUAAACGGGCUUUUUAUGAGAAACGGAAGCUCAAUUGUGAAACUAACAAGGCUCACAACAGAGAAAGGGAGAAGCUUUACCUGGUCAACCAAGAGAAGUUCCACAAAGAAGCUGACAAACAUUAUUGGAAAGCAAUAGCGGAGCUGAUUCCUCGUGAGGUCCCUAAUAUUGAGAAGAAGAGAGGGAAGAAAGAUCCUGAUAAGAAUCCUUCAGUGCUGAUCAUCCAUGGUCCAAAACCUGGGAAACCAACCGAUCUUUCAAGGAUGCGGCAAAUUUUCAUUAAGCUGAAACAGAACCCUCCACCACACAUGAUACCUCCUCCCCCACCUGCCAAAGAUGGUAAGGAUUCCAAGGAAGUGAAGGAUGCAAAGGAUUCCAAGGAAGGAAAGGAUGCAAAGGAUGCCAAGGAAGGAAAGGAUGCAAAAGAUGCAAAGGAAGGAAACGAUGCCAAGGGAGGAGAGGAUGCAAAUGAUUCCAAGGAUUCCAAGGAAGGGAAGGAUGCCAAGAAUGGAAAAACUAUUUCGCCCAUUGCAGCCGGUGCUGCAGCUGCAAGCGCACCUGUUUCACCUGCCAAAGAUGUUACCGCUAAUACCACUCCCAACUCAUCAAAAGCAGAGACUCCGGCUGAACACGAGGGUGAGCAACCUGCAGAAACCAGGCCAACCCCUGCAGAGUGAUGACCCAUCAUAUUUUUCAUUAUUUUAGUUUAUUCAUUCUUCUUCUUACAAAUCAUUACGAAGAAUAAGCACAAUCUUUAUCGAUGAUCCAGAGUCUGCAGCAUGGAGUGUAUAGACUGCAGAGGUUUCUUCCUGACUUGGUGUUUAGGGUUUUGUAGGCUAGCUACUUUGUUGCGUUCGGUGUUUGGCAUUCAUGUUUUUUAGCUUUUUGAGUUACGUUCGUCCUUUGAUCCAA